GCGAUGACACAUAGACCUAAACAAGGGUUACCACAGCCCCUCUCAUCGCGUUCUGAUUUUGGACAUCACUUUUUUUCAGUUGAAAAGUACUUUCGGGAAGUUAUGCGCCGGCAGCGCCGCCGCUGUCCUUAUCCUUAUUUGAGCUCCGGGCAAAGACAAACAGAAAACCUAACCAUGUCGGAUCACAAGUUCUAAUGGAGACGUUAAUACGUCCUGGAGACAUCAAAAAGUCUCUCAUUCUUUGGUCGUGUUCGUCUUUUCUGAGGAUAUCUAACUGCGUUCGGAGGUAUCCCCCGUCGAAAAGGAAUUUGAUCAUCGUGGGUGCAUGUUGUGUGUACCUGUUUUUCGUGGUUUCCCAGGUUGGACAUUCGUUGCUGCACCAGGAUAGACGGUUGGGCAGACACGGGUACAAGAAGAGUCUGGGACUAUACACUCUGAAGUUCGAUGAUGAUAGCCCGUCGGAAACAGCCGACUCACCAACCGGUGCUAACGACGACUCUUUAUUACCCUCAGUGGUUCCAACGCGGUCCAAUGUGGUGUACAUAACACUAAAGUCAAGGCGCAUUAAACCAUCUAUUAUGAGGGGAACAGUGAGACCGAAACUAAGGAGAAAAGCGAGGAGAACCAAACCCAAUGAGGGAUUUACGCAAAAUAAAAUUGGCACAUUGAAGAGGGAGGAAUGGAGACAAAAGCGCACUAACCGAGUCGACAUAACUUGGAAACAAAUUAACACCAUAAAUCAUGCAACAGGAGAUGUAAGCUCGAAUUUAAAGAUGCAAACAGAACCUCACGUCAGUUCUAUCCGAAUAUACAGUGAGAGGGCACCGCCGUGGUUCAGCAAAGAGGACAUUAGUGCCAUGCGCUUUCUUGCUGAUGGUAAAGUUUCGCAUAUUCAUGAAGUGUCCCAUAAGGAAUUUAUCCCCCUUUUGCUGUUUGAAAGCACAUCAUAUUUGUCAUUGAUCCAUUCUGACAAACAGAACGAUUUCAAGGCACAUAAAGUGUGUAUAGGACAAUGUGGAGUUAUCAAAAGUCCAGUGGACACGAGCGAGGUUUUCGCUUUCCAUUUGGAUAGGGUCUUGGGACUGAACCGGAGCGUUGCCGCUGUCAGCAGGAAGUUUCCGUUUGUACAAGAUGGCCAGCCCUGCCCCGUGGUGCUGUGGGAUGGUUAUCUCUCUCCAGGGGACAAUGUAGAGGGCCAGUCCACUGUGAGGAUGACAUGGGGGGAGUACCAGAGCUCCCUCAAACAGAGGUGCUGGAACAGGAACGUCACGCCCAAGCCUAACUCUGGCUGCUCCAGCAUUCACCAUUAUGAGUGGAGCAAACUAGCCCUGUUUGAUUUCCUGUUGCAGAUAUACAGCCGAUUGGACCGGAACUGCUGUGGGUUCAGGCCUCGUCAGGAGGACGUGUGUGUGGAGCAGGGCCACCAUCUGGAAUGUGGGGACAUGGACAGUUUGACGCUGGCCAACAUCAUCCACAGGGAUCACGACCCCAGGCACUUGGUCUUCACUGAAAACAAGGGCUUUUUCGACCGCGACGAGGACAACUUGGACUACAGACUACUGGAGGGAAUCAAGGAGCUUCCAGAACAGGCAGUGGCUGUGUUGAUGAGCCAGAAGCUGAGGGAGAAGCUCCUCCAGUCACUGUUCCUGGAUCAGCUGUACUGGGAGAGCCAGGGAGGACGGCAGGGCAUCGAGAAGCUCAUCGACGUCAUUGAGAGACGGGCCCAGGUUCUCCUAACAUACAUCAAUGCCCACGGCAUCAAAGUGGUGCCCAUGAAUGUAUGACGUCACAGGGUUUGGAAAAGGAGAGAAAAUGGAGAGUAGAUAUAGACAUGGAAUUUGAUCUUCCACAAAGACCAAGCCAUUUGUAAUUUUUUUAAGUUCCCUUUCCGAAAGCCAGAAAAACAACGGGCCCAGGUUCUCCUAACAUACAUCAAUGCCCACGGCAUCAAAGUGGUGCCCAUGAAUGUAUGACGUCACAGGGUUUGGAAAAGGAGAUAAAAUGGAGAGUAGAUAUAGACAUGGAAUUUGAUCUUCCACAAAGACCAAGCCAUUUGUAAUUUUUUUAAGUUCCCUUUCCGAAAGCCAGAAAAACAACUUCCAUUCCUCGAAUCAAAAUAUUUGCCAGUGAAAGAACUACCAGGGUCUCGAGGGUUUUCACUCCAACAGGACAUACUGUAUUGGUUGAUUUGGUAUCAAGCCAGAAUCUCACAGCUCUGAAUUGUCAAGCUGAAACAUUACUCUUAGUAUUCAUUAUACAAAGUGGCUACAGUUCUGUAUUCAAUAACCCACCAGUCUUACUGUAGUCUUUUGCUUUGUUAUUAUAAUAUUUAACGUUACUCAUCUCUAGUAUAACUGUAAUACAGUAAACAAUUAUUUUUAGCAUUUCUUUGGGCCUUAUUCAUGUACCAUAGUGCUCCUCCGACUUCACCUUACAGUAGCCUACAACUCUUUGAUGGUUUAACAUCUGUCUAACUUGCCAUAAGAAAAGGACAUUAGUUAGAAAUUAUGUUUCAUUUGUACCGCUUAAGAUGUUAGUCCUCCAACAUUACCAAUUUCAUUGUUUAUAUUUAUUUUAAUAUUAUUUCAAAUGUUGAUCAAAAAAUACAUGUAAAUGAAAAUAAAUGUACUUUUACUUGAAAUACAUCAGACUUUGACCCAGAAACAAAUUAGCAUAACAUAUACAGUAGGCUGCCCCCUCUCUGGUCUUUCAACCAUUACAUCAUCAGCCUUAAAAGUGUCAGACAAAUCAAGGACAGAAAUAGUUGGUGCCUAUGAAACAUGAGCCAAAGCACUGUGUCUGUUUUGCAAGGCUGUUAUAAACAGGGUCUUGCGAUUGAGCCUAUAUAGACUAUGAAGCUUUGUGGGGUCAUUUUCCAUGUCAGUGCCGGGAGUAAGAGCGGUUGUUGUUUUAACUCCUUUGAACCCUCAUUAACACAGCCCUCAGUGUGUGUUUUUCAUGGAGGGCCCCACUCUUUCCCAGUUAGUUUCAAUGAGUCUAAGCCAGUGCUUCCAGGCUCACACGCAUACAUACCUAUACCUCCAUUGACAGUUUUCCCCUGCCUCUUUCUGCAUAUGGGUGGCAAGUAGCCUAGUGGUUAGAGCGUUGGGCCAGUAACCGAAAGGUUGCUAGAUCGAAUCUCCAAGCUGA
This is a messenger RNA of Salvelinus sp. IW2-2015, 3150 nucleotides long. RefSeq names its product golgi associated kinase 1B (gene gask1b). Lineage: Eukaryota; Metazoa; Chordata; Actinopteri; Salmoniformes; Salmonidae. Gene Ontology annotation, cellular component: Golgi apparatus. The record is from RefSeq and is a predicted model, not a curated record.